UCUCCCUGCGGAAAUGAUUUGUAGCUCAGGGCAUUUUCACGCCCUCUAACGUUGCGUGACAUUCCCGGACACAGGCAUCAUGGCGGCGUCCGCGUUUAGCCCCGUGUUUUCGCCGUUCAUUAGGUUCAAGUGUAAAAGUGGCGCAUUUAACACAGUAGUUGUACUUAACCAAAGAGUCGCGUACUCCAUAGGACUGCCGACUGGAAAUGGCGCUGAGAGCCGAGGUGUGACAGAGAGGGGCAGUCGAGGUGUGAGGAAGCCAAGACGGGAGGCUGGACAACCCCGGACAGAGCGGAUGACGGCAGAUCAGGAUUGGACUGCAGUUUAUCCUACUGCCAAGUCUUUUAAACCUGAUGCUGUACCACUACCAGUACGAAUGGGCUACCCAGUAAAAAGAGGGGUGCCUCCUGAGAAAAAGGGCAAUCUCGAACUUAUUAAGGUUCCGAACUUCUUGCACUUAACCCCAGCUGCCAUCAAGAAACACUGUGAAGCCCUCAAACCAUUCUGUACUGAGUGGCCUGCUGCUCUAGACUCUGAUGAGAAGUGUAAAGAACAUUUCCCCAUCCAGACCCGGACUAAGGAAUACAUGUCUGCUGGACCAUCGCUCAGAAACCCAGACGCUCGAAUCGUCACACUCACGGUAAAGCUGUCCAGUUUGAAUCUUGAUGAUCAUGCCAGGAAGAAAAUGAUCAAACUGUGUGGAAAUCGCUACAACAAAGAAACGGAUGUACUUACUAUCACAACUGACAGUUGUCCACUAAGACAGCAGAACUACGACUACGCCAUGUACCUGCUCACUGUUCUGUACCAUGAGUCCUGGAAAACGGAGGCAUGGGAGAAAGAUAAGACCCGUGCUGACAUGGAGGAGUACGUUUGGGAGGACAGCCCCUCUCAGAAGAAUAUUCUGGAAACAUUGUUGCGCACACAUCCACUUAUUAAGGGGAAGCUUGAGGAUGAAGGAGGAGUGCGGGAGGAGCUGCUGGGGAGGCCAGAGGUGCAGGAGUACAAAAAUUCUGUGACCAAGCUCAAGAACGAAGGAGAGACUGAAAGUAACAUGCAACAGUACAAAGAGGCAGUGAAGAAGCUGCUGAAUAUCUAAAAAAAAAAAUAAAAAUAGUUUCUAAAUGCUAAACAAGUGCAGAUCUAAGAUCACUGGUAUGAAUGCAGUUUUUUUGUACAGUGGUUCUGGCCAUAAAUAAUCACUUUGAGAUUUUUUAUGCAUAUGAACUGAAGAUUGCGUCCAAUCUGCCAAGAAGCUUCACUUCUUACUCUGUGUAUAAUUCUUAGCUAUUGUCGGUGAUGUGAAUGCUUUCUUCUCAACAGCAAAUAAAACCAAGUUCAUGUGAUACAUA
Molecule: messenger RNA, 1352 nt
Organism: Clarias gariepinus (North African catfish)
Lineage: Eukaryota; Metazoa; Chordata; Actinopteri; Siluriformes; Clariidae
Gene: mrps35
Product: mitochondrial ribosomal protein S35
Exons: 8
Coding region: 80-1099 (339 amino acids)
Biological process (GO): mitochondrial translation
Cellular component (GO): mitochondrial small ribosomal subunit
Molecular function (GO): structural constituent of ribosome
Source: RefSeq, a predicted model, not a curated record